AUGUGGACGUACAGUUGGAGGCCAGCGAGUCGACUCGUGUCAGGCUCAAUUCCCACGAAAGUCGUAGCGAAAAGGACUUCAUCUUUCCUUGGAAACUUACCCCGAGUCGGAGGUGGUGUAUCGAAGUUUGCGAAGAAGAAAGCUCCAGCAAAGUUGGAAGUGCCUAAACCACAAGAGAAAGUGUCUAAAGGUAAUGCUCAGCAAAAUGUCACGACAAAUAGUGCUCGUAAGAAUGUCCCUCAGAGUGGGAACAGUGCCGACACUACAGACACUGCCGCUCCAGUCAGCUCAGGGAACAGAUUUGCCAAACAGUACAGUAAUUCCAACAAUAACCAAAGAAAUGGCAAUAGUCUGAAUAAUAAUAAUAAUAAUAAUAAUAAUAAUAAUAAUAAUAAUAAUAAUAAUCGAAACAAUCACAACAACCGAUUCGCCAGAAGUGCAGAAUUGUCUGAAACUCAGCAAAUCAACCGGUAUGAAGCAUUAAAGAAAGCCGUUGACAAAUCCACCGGUAAUGUCAGUAACAAUAAGCCAAAGACUUCCUUCAAUAAUAAACGGAAAACUCCCAAGAAGCCUCGCGCAUUAGUUAAACUUCAAUUACCCCCCUUCAUCACUGUGUCUAAUUUAGCAUCAUUAAUGCAUGUGCAAUUAAAUGACGUAUUUAAAAAACUUGAAGGAUUAGGAUUUGAAGAUAUCAGACAUAAUUAUAUUCUUGAAAAGGAAAAUGCCUCAUUAAUUGCUGACGAAUAUGGAUUUGAAGUGAUUAUUAAUGAAGAUUAUAAGGAAGACUUAUUUCCCGACAUUGAAAAACCAGAAUUAUUAAAAGAACGUCCACCAGUAGUAACUAUUAUGGGACAUGUAGAUCAUGGUAAGACGACAAUUUUAGAUUAUUUAAGAAAAUCUUCGAUUGUCGAUAAAGAAUUUGGAGGUAUAACUCAACAUAUCGGAGCAUUUUCAGUUAUAACUCCUAUAUCUAAAAAGAAAAUUACUUUCUUAGAUACUCCUGGUCAUGCGGCCUUUUUGAAAAUGAGAGAAAGAGGAGCUAUUAUAACUGAUAUUGUAAUUUUAGUUGUGGCAGCUGAUGAUUCAGUUAUGCCUCAAACUAUCGAAGCUAUUAAACAUGCGAAGAAAUCAGGAGUACCUAUGAUUGUUGCCAUUAAUAAAUGUGAUAAAUAUGGGGUUGAUACUGAUAAAGUAUUGGCUGAUUUAUCGUCACAAGAUAUUGAUAUAGAAGAUUAUGGAGGAGAAACUCAAACAGUUAAAGUAUCAGGUAAAACCGGUUUAAAUAUGGAUAAAUUAGAAGAAGCUGUUAUUACUUUAAGUGAAAUGAGUGAUUUUAAAGCUGAACCAAAUGGAAUUAGAAGUGAAGGUUGGAUAAUUGAAUCUCAAGUAGUUAAAGGUAUGGGGAAUGUUGCAACUGUAUUAGUUCGUCGUGGAUCAGUUAAAACUGGAGAUUUCUUAGUAGCUGGUCAUACCUUUUGUAAAGUUAGAGGUAUGAAAGAUGAACAUGGUAAACCAGUUAAAGUUGCUGGUCCUUCAACUCCUGUACAAAUAUGGGGGUGGAAAGAUUUACCUGAAAGUGGAGAUCAAUUACUUCAAGCUGAAAGUGAACAAGUGGCUAAAAGAGUUAUUGAUAGUCGUAUAAAUAGACAAAAGGAAAUUCAAGCAGCAAGAGAUGUUGAAACAAUUAAUCAAAAGAGACAAGAAGAAAUUGAAGAAAAUAAACGAUUAGAAAAGAUUAAUACUUUAAAGAUGGCAGGACUUGAUGCUAGUGUAUUAGAACAUGAAAAUGAAAAGAAUGAACCUAAAGCUAUAGAAGUUAGAUAUAUGAUUAAAUCUGAUGUCUUUGGAUCAGCAGAAGCUAUUAAAGAAAGUAUUAAUGAAUUAGGUAAUGAAGAAGUUAAAUCAAUUGUUAUAUCUCAUGGAGCUGGAGCCCCUACUGAAACUGAUAUUGAAUUAGCUAAAACUUUAAAUGCUACUAUCUUUUGUUUUAAUAUUAAAGUUCCUAAACCAAUUGCUAUGAAAGCAGAUAAAGAUAAGGUUAAUAUUAAAGAACAUAAUAUUAUUUAUCGAUUAAUUGAAGAUGUUACAGAAGAAUUACAAAGUCAUUUAAAGCCUCGAAUUGAAACUAAAGUCGUAGGAGAAGUAGAUAUUAAAGAAAUAUUUACUGUUACAAUUAAAAAAUCCAAAUCAAAGAUUGCUGGAUCUAAAGUAUCUACGGGGAUGAUUAAAAAGACUUCUAAGAUUAGAGUACUUAGAAAAGAUGAAGUUGUUUACGAAGGAACUUUAUCAUCAUUAAAACAUAUUAAGGAUGAUAUUAAUGAAGCAAGAAAGGGAGCUGAGUGUGGUAUAUCAUUUGAUAAAUGGGAGCUGUUUGAAGUGGGGGAUGUUAUUCAAGCAUAUGAAGAGAUUGAGCAUAAGAGAUUCUUGUAGAUAGUGUAGAUAGUGAGUAAAUAAAUGUUGUAUAUAGAUAGAGGGGUAUUGUAGACAGUAGUGAGAGGAGGAUAGAGAGCAGUAGAGAGCAAUAGAGCAAUAUAGCAGUAGAGAGCAGUAUAGUAGACGGUAGAGAAUAGACGGUAGAGAAUACAGUGCAGUAGAAAAUAGACAGUAAACAAGACAGGAGAAGACAGAGAAGACAGAGAAGACAGAGAAGAAAGUACUGUAGAAGCAGGUACACUUAAACUUCAACUCUUAACUAUGACUAUAUGUAGUACUACUGUAUAUGAC
Scheffersomyces amazonensis is the source of this 2724-nucleotide messenger RNA. It is a transcript of the gene IFM1, whose product is annotated as translation initiation factor 2. Bases 1 to 2430 code for a protein of 809 amino acids. Gene Ontology annotation, biological process: translational initiation. Gene Ontology annotation, molecular function: translation initiation factor activity; GTP binding; GTPase activity. NCBI's taxonomy places the organism in Eukaryota, Fungi, Ascomycota, Pichiomycetes, Serinales, Debaryomycetaceae. The record is from RefSeq and is a predicted model, not a curated record. Gene Ontology annotation, cellular component: cytoplasm. The transcript has a single exon.